CCGUUAUUGCUGCCGUGUUAUCGUUUUUGUAAAAUGUUAUUUUUAUUUUUGAUAAGUUUGGUGCCUCUCGUGGUUGCUAAAAAUGAAUUGUACAUGGGGUACAAAGUUUACAAUGUAAAACUCACGUCACAACAGCAGCAGGAAAAUUUACACCUGUUAAAAGCAGAUAUAAUAGACUACUGGAUAAAGCCAAACUUCAAGUAUGGCGUCACAGGUUUAGCCAUGGUGCCUCCCUCACACUUCAGCUGGUUUGAAGAAAGGCUAGAUGAGCUGCAUGUUGACAAGGCAAUUGCUAUUGAAGAUGUAUACGAAUACUUAUCUGCCAAGGAAUCAAGUGUCACAAAGAAGGCACCAAGUAACGCUUACAAUAACGAAUACCAAUUCGAUGACGAGGGAGAUGCUAACGAUAGAACUGACGAAAAUAACGUCACUGAUGAAGACGGUAACAGUGGCAAUGAAACUCAGGAAAGUAACGUCACUGACGAAGACGGCAAUGGUAACAAUGAAACUGAGGAAACGAACGUCACUGAUGAAGAUGAAAAUGGCAGUAAUGAAACUGAGGAAACUAAUGUUACCGAUGAAGAUGAAAAUAGUGGCAAUGAAACUGAGGAAACUAAUAUCACCGAUGAAGACGAGGAUGGUGGCGAUGAAACUGAAGAAACUAACGUCACUGAUGAAGAUGAAAAUGGUGGCAAUGAAACUGAGGAAACUAAUGUCACUGAUGAAGAUGAAGACGGUGGCGAAGAAACUGAGGAAACUAACGUGACUGAUGAAGAUGGGGACGGUGGCGAUGAAACUGAAGAAACUAAUGUUACUGACGAAGACGAUAGAACUGAAGAGGUUGAUGAAACCGAGGAAAGUGAAGAAGAUGAUAUCACUUUUGGCUUUGACGAUUAUUAUCGUUACAACACAAUACUGAACUACAUAUACAAUAUACGAGAUGCCUAUGAAGAUUCUCAGACUACUUCUAUUGAAGUUGUAGAAUUUGGUUCAACUGAUCUUAACAGACCUUUGGUAUAUCUAAAAUUAACUAGAACCGGUGGCGAAGAAAACAAGCCCAUUAUUGUUAUCGAGGGAGGAAUAAACCCAAGGGAAUGGAUCACUAUACCCUCUGCUUUGAAGGUUGUAGAAGGAGUGUUAGAAAGUAACCAAGCGAGAUAUUUAGAUAAUUUUGACUGGAUUGUUUUACCUGUAGUAAAUCCUGAUGGAUAUGAAUACACACAUACUGACCUUCGCCUUUGGGAGAAGAAUCUCAGCACGAAAAGCAAUUUGGGCUUUAUCUGUCCUGGCGUCAAUAUCAACAGGAAUUUCAACAUCGACUGGUCCAGAGCCGAUUCUAGUUCCAGUGCUUGCAGCCACCUUUAUGCUGGCACUGAAGCAAACUCUGAAAUUGAAACCCAAUUAAUUCAAAGUAUCAUAGAUACUUACAGAGAUCGGAUCAGCAUGUACAUUUCUCUACAGAACGGUGGAGGCUAUAUCUCUUAUCCUUGGCAGUAUGAAUUCGCUGCAAGUGGUACGUUCAGACAAAACCAUUUGCUUGCCAUGGAAAUGGUAGCAGCAAUGCAAGAUGAAUAUCAUCUGGAUAUAGCAUCAGUAGCUUACGGAGAUAGAGCGUCUGGUACGAGUUCAGAUUAUGCUAGAAUUAAUGAUGUGCUGUAUGCUUUUAAUAUUGAUAUUGUUAGACGAGGAUCUGACGGAGUUAUUGUACCGGAAAAUGAAAUUGUUGACAUUGUCGAAGAUGUUUGGCGUGCUGUGGCUGUCGCAGCUGAUAAUUUGAUAAACUAGAGU
Molecule: messenger RNA, 1788 nt
Organism: Cydia fagiglandana
Lineage: Eukaryota; Metazoa; Arthropoda; Insecta; Lepidoptera; Tortricidae
Product: carboxypeptidase B-like
Exons: 5
Coding region: 34-1785 (583 amino acids)
Biological process (GO): proteolysis
Molecular function (GO): metallocarboxypeptidase activity; zinc ion binding
Source: RefSeq, a predicted model, not a curated record